Molecule: messenger RNA, 906 nt
Organism: Penicillium samsonianum
Lineage: Eukaryota; Fungi; Ascomycota; Eurotiomycetes; Eurotiales; Aspergillaceae
Exons: 1
Coding region: 1-906 (301 amino acids)
Source: RefSeq, a predicted model, not a curated record
AUGUUUUCUACAACCAGCUUCGCAGAGCCUAAGCUCUCAGAGCUCGUGCCUACCCUCACCGGCGAAUCUAACUUCGCUUCGUGGUCAACCGCCCUCAAAUGCGCUCUCGACACUCGGGACCCUCGUCUUUUCGAGAUCCUCACCGGCCACGCGGCCCAGCCAGCUCCAGAGGACCCCUCUCUUCCCGAGUGGACUCGUUAUUCUCGUCAUCUUCUUUCAUACCUUCACGCCACAGUCGACGCUUCUCUUAAGCCUUACAUUAACACCGCUCCUAGCGCUUCCGCCGCGUACCAGAGUCUUUACAAAACCUUCGCCGUCCACACCUACAAUACCGGUUUCGACAAGUUCCAUAAGUGGGUCUCCCUCAAGUACGACAAUACAACUACUCCGCAACAAUUCGUUAUCAAGUGGCGUACCGCCUACGCCGAAUUCGCCGAGGCGUGCGGUCAUUCCCACAUUUCAAACACAGCUCAAUACUUCCUCUUUCUUACAGCCGUUAGCGUGAAUCUCGCUACCCAUCAGUGGCUUAAUAGCCUUCGUCCUUCUACCAACGACUCGUCCGAGCAUAUUCUUAUCAGUACAUUCUCCGACUUCGUUAUCUCCGAGAAUCGACGUCUCGCUAGUCAGCCUAGCUUCACUUCCGAUCCAGUCUUUUACGACGCAAACGCAAUUCACAACCAGGGUAACAAUAAGCCCACUUCCGCUAAACCAAAGCAUUUUUGCACUUUCCACCAGCGAAAGGCCGCUCACACUUCGGAGGAAUGCUUCCGCAAUCCAGCUAACGCUAACACCGCUAACGCCGCCAAGCUAGCCAACGCGGUCAACACUACCACUCCUACCCCUACUACAGCCAAUGCUAUCACUAGCAACCCCAUCGUACGCUUCAACAACCUCUUCACUGCGUAG